Messenger RNA from Paecilomyces variotii, 1809 nucleotides. RefSeq names its product Cupredoxin. Bases 1 to 1809 code for a protein of 602 amino acids. The record is from RefSeq and is a predicted model, not a curated record. The transcript has 3 exons. NCBI's taxonomy places the organism in Eukaryota, Fungi, Ascomycota, Eurotiomycetes, Eurotiales, Thermoascaceae. Gene Ontology annotation, molecular function: oxidoreductase activity; copper ion binding.
AUGCUGUUCCUGCUGUCUCUGCUCGGGCUCCUGCAUUGGGUCCACGCCGUACCGACCCUGUCUGCGAAUGUGUCUGCGACUGCACGAACCCCUGUGCAGUUUGCAAUCACAUUGACGCAGUCGGAGGUAUACCAUGAUGGCUUCAAGAGGCCGGGUGGUAUUUUGAUGAAUGGUCAAUUCCCCGGUCCGAUGUUGGAACUGCGUCAAGGAGAUGAUGUCGAAUUCACGGUUUGGAAUCUUCUGCCGUAUGCGACUACGGUUCAUUUCCACGGAAUCGAUCAGCUAGGUACCCCGUGGUCCGAUGGUGUGCCGGGUGUGUCGCAGAAAGGCAUCCAGCCCGGAGAAUUCUUCGUAUACAAGUGGACAGCGACCCAGUAUGGAAGCUACUUUUACCAUGCACAUGAAAGAAGCCAUAUUGAAGAUGGCCUUGUUGGUCCUAUAUACAUCAAGCCGGCCGACUCCGUGGAGAGGCCCUUUGCGCUGAUCAGCAACGACUCAAACGAGCUCGAGGCCAUGCGGAAGGCAGAGGAAAAUACAAGACCACUUGUGCUAAGUGACUGGCGCCACUUGCCCUCCGAGCAGGUUUGGCAGGCAGAAGAAGCCACUGGGCUUGACGCAUUCUGUGCCAGUUCGCUCUUGAUCAACGGAAAGGGGUCCGUUAACUGCUUGUCGCGAGCGACAAUUGAUGAGUUUACAUCUCCUGCGCUGAAACAGCUGCUUAAUGGCACUCAGUUGACCGAUAUGGGAUGCAUUCCUCCAACUAUCGUCGCUACUCAAGGCCCAUACCCGCAUAACUUCAGUGCUAUACCACCUGGUCUAUUCUCUGGUUGUGAACCUACGGAAGGCAGUACGGAGAUUCUUACUGUUGAUCCCCAUGAUGGUUAUGUAAGCUGGGAUCUUAUCGGAGCGAACAGUCUGUUGAAUAUUGCCUUCUCCAUCGACGAACACCCUAUGUACAUAUAUGCCGUCGAUGGUCGAUACGUCGAGCCGCAGCUCGUGGACGCUGUGACAAUCACGAAUGGUCGACGAUUCUCGGUGCUCGUGAAGUUGGACAAGCCGGCUGGAGACUACACAGUCCGUUUUGUUGUCAAUGGUCUCAGCCAAAUGAUGAAUGGCAGCGCUAUCCUGACGUACGUCAACGCAGUGAAAACACAGAGCGGACCGUCUGAGCCAUACAUCAAUCUCGUCGGAUCCAAUGCCACUGCAGACGUCACUUUCCAGAACGAGUCUGCGAUGGUUCCCUUCCCUGUCGAGACACCUGCACAGACCGCUGAUCAAACCUUCAUCCUGAGUCUCAAUCACUACAAUGCUUCAUAUCGCUGGACACUCGGAAACAGCAGCUACCCGCUAUCUUUGGAGGAAUCGCAACCACUCCUCUUCUACCCAGACUCCCCAGCAGCUUACAAUGACCUGACCAUCCGCACCAAGAACGGCACCUGGGUCGAUUUCAUCUUCAAUGUGACCGGGCCUGUCCAGCCUCCACACCCUAUUCACAAGCAUUCUAAUAAAUUCUUCCUUCUCGGGUCCGGAGAAGGUGCAUGGACCUACGCCUCCGUCAGUGAGGCAAUGCAGCACAUCCCGCACAGUCUGAACCUCAAAAACCCGCCUUUGCUAGACACAUCUUACACACCCGCUGCGGCGACGGGACCAACAUGGAUGGCGAUCCGCUACCAGGUAACGAACCCCGGUGCAUUCCUCAUGCAUUGCCACAUCCAAGUGCAUCAGAGCGGCGGGAUGGCUCUUGCGAUCCUGGACGGUGUAGACGCAUGGCCGACUAUACCGCUUGAAUAUCAACUUCAUUCGUUGUAA